AUGAGCGCACCCUGUUGCGACAAUUUCUUCUCCCACUUCAGCGACGGCGUUAACAGCAGCAGCGGCAGCGGCAGCAACACCAACGAGCAAGACACUCUCUACACGCCCGCUCCGUCCCUGCAUCCUUCCCUCUCUGGCUCUCCUCCACUGAUCGUAGCCUCUGCCACCCCUACCUCUGCCCAACCCGCUUCCGUGCAGCGCGUGCAAGAAGAGGAUGAAGUGGAUGAGCUGAUGGAAGAGUCGCAGUGCAGCACACCCACCCUCAACGCGCUGCUUCACCCCAACCCGAUCGCUCACCAGCUCAGCCAAAGCGCUGGGCAUCUAGCAGACGCCACAUCACCACAAGACUGCAAUCGCGAGGGAGCGUCGACUCUGACUCGACCCGGCAAACCGCCUCAUUCUGCACCUGCACCAAUGAUGAAAAGGCACAAGCUGAGAGAGUACGACUCGCACAACUCCAGUCACGUACGAGUCGAUCAUGCUGCCAAAGCUCUGUGGACAGAGUAUGGUGCGCUCAUGCCCAUUCCGACAUUCAGCGAGCUAGCGAGGCGCAAAAAUGCCAAGGUGACCAUGGCGACAGUAGCAGCAGCAGCAGCAGCAGCAGCAGCAGCAGCAGCAGCAGCGCAGAAACAUCAACAGCCUGAGCGCCGUGAAGAAGCGCUCGAGAUUGACACGCGCAAGAAUGGCGCUCGGCGUAACAAAGAGGCAGCAACAGCGAGCUGCAAGAGGACAGCCGUUGCGCAUGCAUUGGAGAACGUGGAUGCAUCGCAGCGACUCGACCAACCUUUGGUGCAGAAGCUCGCUCUUGCUCAUCGACCCAGCAUCUCGCCGCUGGACACGGCAGACGAAGAGGAGAGAGCCUUUUUCCUCGCCCCUUCCUCAUGCGGCAUGGGCGACGACGCGUCUUCCGUCGAUUCCUCGGACACGGCCGAACCUCUGCCCAGAAAGAGGCAGAGACGAGCGAGCACAAGCACUGGCGGCGAAGCGCACCGUCCGCCUGCCAUCCUCACCUCUCUCAAGCUCAGCAAGUCUUCGCCCAUUCAAGGUCAGAGUCGAGAUGAGGUCAAGGUCGCCAACCAAGCCGACGUGACGGAGAAAUAUGGCAGAAUCAUAGCGGGACAGCGCAAGGGUGGCAGAGUUGAGCAGCAAGAGAAUCCUCUUCGCUUGCCGCUCUCGUCCAUUUCUCCGAUCUCCGUCUUUUCAGCAGCUCACAUUUCUCCUCUGUUGCAGCAGCAGCAGCAGCAGCGAAGCAAGAUGACAAUGCCCAGCAAUCGUGAAGGUCAAGUCGUAGAUCCGGGUCGCGCGCUCAAAGACGAGCCCGCUCGAGCUAGCAGAAAGCUGUCGAGCGGAGCGCGCCACGCGGCUCCAAGACCCCCCCAGCAGAAUGCGACCUUCGCUGCUCAAGCUCGCAAACGCAAGCUUGACCGAUCGACUGGCAGCCAAGAGCAAAGGCAAAGGCAAAGCGAAUCAUCCAAGCGCAGAAAGAAGCGCAAACGCAGCUCAAAGAGCCGAAGCGGCAGUCUCAGCAGCGCAGACAUUGUAGUCGUCGCUCCAACUCUGAGCCACACAACGACGGCACAACAGAGCAAGAAAGUUUGCGAAUCGAAGAACAGGGCUGCUCGUGCUCGGUCUUUGCCACCUGCAAAGUCGGAUGACCUUGCGUCGAUGAGCACGCCGUCACCGCCGCUGCAGUACAACAAGGACGCGAUCCGGAAAGCUGUGGAAAUGGAUCGUGCGUGCAUGAGCACUCCGUCGCCUCUUCGACCUGCGGCAGACAAGCAGGCUGGCGAUGUGAACAUGAACGACGAUGGCGACUCGUUGAAUACUCCAUCGCCACCGCAGCACGCGCAUACAUGCGCCGAUCGCCAGAACGACAAGGAUCCGAGCCAGCUCGCGGAUGAUCGCGACGAAGUUUCGUUGGGCACGCCUUCCCCACCUGAAAAUCGCCGCAUGUACAUCGUCCCAAGACAGCACAAGAAGGUGUCCAAAGCGCGCGUGAGCAGUGGUAAUCAAUCCUUGGAUACGCCGUCUCCUCCGCAGCAGCUGCGAGCGCAGAAGAGCGCAAAACUCGGCACCAAGUCGUCCGAUGUCGAUGCUGCGGACAAGACGAUGAGCAAAGAUUCUCGCUUGCAAAGGGCACACGCGACGGCAAAGGUGGGCAAGAAAGCGGCCGAUUCGGAUCAAUGCAUGAGCACUCCUUCACCUCCAACGGCUAGCUCCUCGCAAUUCCUUGCAAAAAUCGUCAAUGGCAAGACGACUUCGAAAGCGAGCGUCAACGGCACGGCUAUUGUCCAUCGCUCCACUUCCGCAUUGCAGCAGACAAAGCAUGCACCAUCCCGAGCUCCUCAGGGUGCCAACACACCAGUGUCGCAAAGCAAAUCGACUGCUCAAGAUGCGUGGGAGCGACCUCCCUACUCCCAUCAGCGCAGCGCCGAGGCAUCCAGAGCUAGAGAGUGGAUGCUGCUGCAGCGCGAGCAACGCGACGAAGCUGCCUCCGCACGGCCCGUAGGAGCGACGGGCAAAGCCCACAAGAAUGCGCAGUCAGGCUUCGGCCUGGCGGACAGCGCGAGAGGCAGAAACAAAUCGUGGACUCCUGCAGAGGAUUUGAUGGUUUGCAAUGCGUAA
This is a messenger RNA of Ceraceosorus guamensis, 2625 nucleotides long. RefSeq lists its product as hypothetical. Bases 1 to 2625 code for a protein of 874 amino acids. The record is from RefSeq and is a predicted model, not a curated record. The transcript has a single exon. NCBI's taxonomy places the organism in Eukaryota, Fungi, Basidiomycota, Exobasidiomycetes, Ceraceosorales, Ceraceosoraceae.